AUGGCUCAGUUAGCGGCAAUUGCAGGUGUUACCAAGGCACUUGGUUUACUUGGGUUCACAACUUUGGGUAUCAUUACGUCCACAUCCAGUCGUUCACACCAAGGUCGUGAGGGAUACAAUAACUGGGUUAAACCCGGUGCUUUCAACAACGGAGUCUUCGGCUGGGCGAGUGUCGUCGUGUUCUCCGCUUCAAGGUCGAGUGGGCUUGAUCUGAUGAGUUUGGGAGCCUUAGAGUCCACGAGAUCGCCGGAAGGUGUCUCAAUGGCCGCCAAAUACUCAUUUUGGACUCUGACCGCCCUGCGUCUUUUAUCGGCGCUCGCCACCGGCCUUGAAGCACCAUACACGGACCUCCGACUUAUCAGUGCCUCCAAUUACCCCGACGCUGCGGCCUCUCCCAUCAGCAUUGUUAUGGUUGACCGAAAUACUCCUGAGAUCGCGUUCAGGUUCUUACAAGGUCUAGUGGUUCUGACCCAGCUUUCCGUGGCUCUGUCCUUGGUAUUUGGAGGCUCCAGAGCGAUCACAUCCCUUGCUUGGCAAAACCAGGCGCCCAAGUUUUGCACCCUGCGCGACCGGAGCGGUCGUCCCGUCAUGAGCCUGGGGAUCGCCGCUAUCGUCGCCCUGCUCGGAUUCAUCUCGACUUCAGACCUCUUUCCAGUUCUAUAUGCAUGGCUUAUAGGAGUUGGCGGACCUGCUGCCUUGUUCGUUCAAACAUCUAUAUUUGUGGCGCAUAUCCGGUUUCGAAAUGGGCUGCGAAAGCAAGGCCACAGCCUCUCUAGCCUCAGCCAUCGAUACUUACUAGCACUGGUAAGGUCCUGGAUGGGCAUUUUCUUUAACCUCCUGGUGUUUGCGUGCCAAAUCUGGACGGGCAUUGGCCCCAUGGGAUUUUCUGAAAUGCUCUCGGAAAAGGUUAUCGGUAGUGAAUUUGCGACAUACAUUUACAUUCCGGCUGUAAUCGUCUUGUAUGGCGUUUACAAGUUAUGGUGUCCAACCCGAUGGCGACGAAGUCUAGAGAUGGAAUUUACCGUUGACCGUGCAACGUCAAAUGGAUGA
Molecule: messenger RNA, 1050 nt
Organism: Exophiala bonariae
Lineage: Eukaryota; Fungi; Ascomycota; Eurotiomycetes; Chaetothyriales; Herpotrichiellaceae
Exons: 2
Coding region: 1-1050 (349 amino acids)
Biological process (GO): amino acid transmembrane transport
Cellular component (GO): membrane
Molecular function (GO): amino acid transmembrane transporter activity
Source: RefSeq, a predicted model, not a curated record